Messenger RNA from Pseudophryne corroboree (corroboree frog), 1360 nucleotides. RefSeq names its product ciliary microtubule inner protein 2B (gene CIMIP2B). Lineage: Eukaryota; Metazoa; Chordata; Amphibia; Anura; Myobatrachidae. The coding region runs from base 106 to 1038 and encodes 310 amino acids. The record is from RefSeq and is a predicted model, not a curated record. The transcript is spliced from 6 exons.
CACCAUCCCUAACAACUGAGAAGAAUACACAGCGACACAGUAACACUGAGUGACACAGACACCAGGGGAAACCCACAGGACGUCUCAGGGGGGACUCUCCUCAUCAUGGCAGCUACAUUCCCCCCCAAGAUCAGCCCCACCCUGAUGACGCCAGACCCCCAUUAUAUCCCAGGGUACGGCGGCUUCUGUCCUCAGUACAAGUACAACCUGGGUAAGACGUACGGGAAGCUGACCAGCCAGCUGUUGACCAGUCCUGAUGUCCGCCACUCAGAGCAGCUGGUGCUCCAGUCUUACCCGUACCCUCCGCCCCGUAGAGACAGUGACACCGGCUCUUCCCAGGACAUCACAAGACGGCAGAAGACACGGAUGGGAGAUCAGAAAGUCGCCUGGAGAAUGAUCCCCGGAUACACUGGCUUCAUCCCCCGAGCUCAGAAGUUUUACGCUAAGACUUAUGCAGAAACCACACGAGACGCCCUGAGUGACUUCCAGAGGGAGCAGCUCCUGCAGGAGAGCCAGCGCCAGGAGCAGAUGCUGCUCAAUAAGCUGCAGACGGGCCAGAAGGUGCCUCAUACAGAGCAGGAGAAGAUGCUCAUCAGCGCCAAAUACAGGACUCCGCUUCCAGUCCUGUCCAACAAACCGGUCUCCUACAUCUCUCCCAGCGCCUACCAAAUCCAGCUCUCUCCCUACUACAUGGAGGACCAGAACCCACACAAGUACUUCAUAUCAGGUUACACGGGGUACGUCCCUCGCUCACGUUUCCUCUUUGGCACCGGCUAUCCUAUCACCACCAACAGAGCUAUGGUGGAGUUUGGUCACAAAACCCUGAGAAAGAGCUCAGGAGUGGGGGAGCAGCAAGACCCGCGAGGGGAGAGUAAGCCGCUGUCCGACCAGAGCCACAUCUACUUAGAGGAACUGGGGUUACUGCCUCGCUACACGGGAUAUGUGCCAGGUUACAAGUUUCAGUACGGGCACACCUAUGGAAAUCUCACCCAGGAUGCACUUGGUCAGAGCACAAUGCAGAAGCAGACGGUGAAUUAGGAGCCGUUGAAGGAACCUGCAGAACAUUAUACUCCUGUCCGGCUGCGCAGUGGGCCCCACCUCCUCCCGCGCAGAGCUGUGUACUUACUGAUGUGGCCAGCAGGGGGCUCAGACCUCCUCACCUCUGACCAUAUGGGGACACUCAUGGGUCCAUCUCCAUCCCACGGUACUGUAUAGCAUCACAUACAUGGUGGAGGAACAGGAACCAGUGAUUAUGCACCGUAUGCCAAAGCCGUGGAAUGAGGGUGAAUCAUUAUCAUAAAGCACAAAGAGUGGCGACAAUCAUUACUUUUACCUGUAAUAAAUCUGUGUGUGUGGUUUA